This is a messenger RNA of Microcebus murinus (gray mouse lemur), 4544 nucleotides long. RefSeq names its product SEC16 homolog B, endoplasmic reticulum export factor (gene SEC16B). Gene Ontology annotation, biological process: Golgi organization. The record is from RefSeq and is a predicted model, not a curated record. NCBI's taxonomy places the organism in Eukaryota, Metazoa, Chordata, Mammalia, Primates, Cheirogaleidae. Gene Ontology annotation, cellular component: endoplasmic reticulum exit site; ER to Golgi transport vesicle membrane.
AUUUUUACUUUCAGUAAGAGAAUAAGAUCAAGCCUGGGGGAUGUCUCAGGUUCUGAGCUGUCCCUUGCAAGAGUAACCAGUCAUUAAAUCACAGUGCUCAAGGAUUCAUGGCAAACCUGACCUGGACCUAGAGAGAAAGAAACGGGACUCAAAGAAGCUGAGCAGGAGAGUGCCCGCGCGUCGGCGCCCCGAUGGCAGUGGGUGCUCUUCUUGUCAGCCCGGCCGCUGGCCUUCCUAGAUUCCUCUCCUGGGUGUCUCUCUUUCGUGUUUGCUGUGGGGCUUGGAUGCCUUCCCGUGUGUGUGCACCUGGCUCAGCCGCGGGCAGGCAAACAGCAGCACCACUGUCGGACGGGUCCGGCCAAGUCCCAAGUGGGCGGCUCCCAGACUCAGGUGGCUGGGCUGUACUUUGACCGAACGAUCAGCUCCAUGGAGGCUGGGCAGUUGCAAAGGAAGAUAACUAUACCACUGACUGUCAACCCAAAAGAAAUUCAGAGGGUCAGGGAUGGAAUUUUGGGUUCCCCAGAGGCUGCCUCAGCCACGGGGGAGGCCCAUAGCCCCAUCAAAUGAUCCAGACUGGGGGCUUCAGAGAGAUGGGCAUCAUCGGCCGGCUCCUCACCCUCAGCACAACAGAGAGAGGUUCCAUCAAUGGCAAGAUGUCCGAGGGGGCCCCCAGCCUCAGCAGGACCCCAGAGCAGACCACCGGCAGCCCCACUAUGCAUCCAGGCCUGGGCAAUGGCACCAGCCCUUGUCCGGAGUUGACUGUUACGAAGGUGGUUAUCUUAGUCAGUUGUAUGCAAGGCCAGGUUAUAUGGAUCAGUACCAGAGCCCUCAUUCUGCAGCACUGAGGGAAGAAUGUACUCACGGAAAGCGUUACUAUCCUGGGUUCCCACAGUGGCUGCAGGAAGCAAGAGUGCCAAGGCAAGGGAGUCCUUAUGUCUGGUAUGAAGAUUACCAAGAUCAAAAGUACUUCAGUGAACAUCAUCAUGAAAACCAGCGUAGUGUGUUUGGAACACACAAUGAGACCCAGUCCCACUCCAGCAGCCAGAACCCGUACAACCACAGCCCUGCUUCCAGCCCUGGGCAGGAGAGGGCCAGGGAGCUGCUGCCAGAGAGUCUGCUCACUGGGGCCCAGGAGAACAAGCCACCAUUGACCUGCGAGUCCAGCCUCCUCCGGCAGCACGAGUCCGGCCUCAGCUCCAGCAGCUGUGAGCUCAGCCAGUACAUGGCAGACGCUGAGCAGUGCGUUUCUGUGGCUUCAGCCGCUUGGAGCCCAGUUCAGGCCGGGGAUGUCUCUGCAGCUGAUCCCAAAGCACCCAUGAAGUUCUAUGGCCCUCAUGUACCUGUGAGUUUUGGACCAGGAGGUCAGCUGGUGUGUGUGGCGCCCAGCUCGCCCACUGGUGGGCGAACAGCCCUUGUUGACCUGCACAGCGUGGAGAUUAUUCUUAACGAUUCAGAAGAGCAAGAGGAGAUGAGAAUUUUCUCAGGACCCCUGAUCAGGGAAGAUGUACACAAGGUGGAUAUCAUGAUGUUUUGCCAGCAGAAAGCAGCUCAGAGCCGGAGAUCUGAGACACCGGGGAGCAGAGACUCAGCUCUGCUGUGGCAACUCUUGGUUCUCCUUUGUCGCCAAAAUGGGUCCAUGGUGGGGUCUGACGUUGCUGAGCUGCUGAUGCAGGACUGCGGGGCGCUGGAGGAGUACAAGAGGCAGCCCCCUGUGGCCAACCUCAUCCCUCUGACCGAUGAGGACUGGCCCGUCCUGAGCUCUGGGAACCGGAACCUGCUCACUGGGGAGAUCCCCCCCAGCGUGGAGACGCCUGCUCAGAGCGUGGAGAAGUUCACUGAGCUGCUCUACUAUGGAAGGAAGAAGGAAGCCUUGGAGUGGGCCAUGAGGAGCCAGCUGUGGGGCCAUGCUCUGUUCCUGGCCAGCAAGAUGGACACAAGGACCUACAGCUGGGUGAUGAGCGGCUUCACCAGCACACUGGCGCUCAACGACCCCCUGCAGACCCUCUUCCAGCUCAUGUCCGGGAGGAUUCCACAAGCAGCCACGUGCUGUGGGGACAAGCAGUGGGGAGACUGGAGGCCUCACCUGGCUGUGAUGCUGUCCAAUCAGGCUGGGGAUGCAGAGCUGCACCAGCGUGCUGUUGUCGCCAUGGGAGACACCCUGGCCGGGAAGGGGCUGGCGGAGGCGGCCCACGUCUGCUACCUCGUGGCCCGCCUGCCCUUCGGCUACUACACCGCGGAGACCGCCCGGAUGGCCUUGCUGGGCAGCAGCCACAGUCAAGAGUUUUGGAAAUUUGCAACAACUGAGGCGAUGCAGAGGACGGAAAUCUUCGAGUACUGCCAGAUGCUGGGCCGCCCCAAGUCCUUCAUCGCUCCCUUCCAGGUGUAUAAGCUCCUUUAUGCUUCCCGUCUGGCCGAUUAUGGCCUCGUGUCCCAGGCCUUGCAUUACUGCGAAGCCAUUGGCGCGGCUGUCUUGAGCCAGGGAGAGAGCAGUCACCCCGUGCUCUUAGUGGAACUCAUCAAGCUGGCGGAGAGACUGCAGCCGUCGGACCCUCUGGCUGUAGCCGGGCACGGCGGAGACAGAGGCCUGGAGCCAGACUGGCUGGCGCAGCUUCGGAGGCUGCAGGAGGGUCUGCAGCAAAAGCUAACAGGAGACCUUGUGGAUCCUCAUUCUGCUCGCUCAGAUAUUUCAGGGUCCAGAGGAGCAACAACAGAGAACACUUUCUACCAGGAUCUUUCCGGACCUCAGGGUUACUCAGAAGCCCCUGGACAUCGCUCAGCCCUGUGGCCGACAUCUGAGCAGACCUGCCUGCCCCAGCCCAGCCCACAGCAGCCCUUUCCCCUCCAGCCGGGCUCCUACCCAGCAGGAGGGGGUGCAGGGCAGACCGGGGCACCGAUGCUUCUUUACUCAGUUCCUGAGACCCAUCUGCCAGGGACUAGUGGCAGCGUGGCAGUGACACAGGUUCCUGGAGGAACAGUCUGGGAGGAAACGCUGCAGACACACCCGCUCCCUGGAGAGUAUACAGCAUUUCAAGAAACUUUCCAGCAUCCUGAUGGUCUAAAGGUCAUUUCCAAACCACAGGCGCCACUGGUUCCCAGAGCACGAAGCAUUUCCGAGAGUUCCACCAUGUCGGCCACGGAGGAUGAGGAGGAGUCCUCCGAUGAAGCUGAUAAAAAACCUCCCCCAAAUGCCGCAGGGACAGAAAAGCCAGGAGAUGGGCAAGGGAGCACAAAGAGCUCAGGCUUUGGCUGGUUCAGCUGGUUUCGAUCGAGGCCCACGGACCGCGCGUCCCCCUCCAGAGAUGGAGGCCCGACGGACAGUGCGGACUCUGAGGGUGUUUCCUCUGAGCUCUUCUCCAGGCCUGGUGUUCUGCUUCCUCCUCCUUCCUCAAAAGAGGCUGUUCCCCUUUACAACCCGUCGCAGGUCCCUCAGAUGCCCAUGGCCACCAGCCAGAACCGGCCAAACCGCCUCGCAGCGCCGCUAUCCAACCCAGCCGUGCUGAGAAUGGCCGCGCGUCCCAGGCUGGUCUCUCGGGAGUGCCACUUCCACAUCGCUCUCCGCCUGUCAAGCCCCAGCCCCUCUGCCCUGGCGGGGACCUCGGAGGGUUGUGCUGGCCUGUUGCCUCCCCCAGGCACUUAGAGAGGAAGAGGACAGGGUCUCCCAAGACUCAACUGAAGAAUGAUGGAAAUUAUGUUGUCAGAUGGAAAAUCUGGACCUAAUAGCAGACUGGAAAUGAGCAGAGUGACAUGGCAGCAGCAGUGAAGGUGGCAGUAUGCGAUCCUGAGAGAAGUUAGGGCCCCAACAAUCCCAUAGCUGGAAGCAACGUGACCCCACUGGGCUCUGUAGCAGGAAAUUGAGGAGGGGGAAGGGCAGGGGCUCAGAACAAUGUUCUAGACUAACUUUCAUAUCCUCCCUGGCUUAUAUAGACUGGCACAUGGCUCUAGUUAACAAAGGUUUUAUACGGAAAUUUGAUGAUUGCUGCCCUUCAUAAUCCCCUCUUCAGUGACAUUUCAGCAGUGAUCCUCUUGGUCCCAGUUUUGUGCACAUUUUCUGUGUGGUUCAGAUUAAUUAUAUUUCUUGCACUCUCUUAGCUGGUCCUAUUUUUUCACAUUCUGGCAUGUGGCUAUCAAGUUAGAUUGCUGUAGGCAUCAUAUUGUCAUGGUAACUACUGAACCUAAUGAUGCAGAUGGAUGGAACAUCAGUAUAAUAAAUGAUGGAAAGUGUUUCCUAAAAAUUCCUCCCUGCCAUGAGAGGGGAGGAAUGAGUGCCUGAUAUUGUUAAUAUCUCCCUUCCUACCUCAGGCCUUUGCAAAUUGAUGUUCAGAGGGUCACUGGAGCCGGGUGUGUGUGUGUGUGUGUGUCACAUCUUGAACAUUUCCAUUUCUCUUUUCACAUCCAAAAUAGGAAUGGCUCUUGCUGUUUAUAAGAUUUGCUGAAAAUUGCUCCUCACAAAGAACAUUUUUUUGUUUGUGUAAUUGUACAUACAGGUUUGAUACUUUAGUGUUCUGAUGUUGUUAGUGAUUAAACCCAGAUAAUUUUAUAGCAAA